Messenger RNA from Boleophthalmus pectinirostris (great blue-spotted mudskipper), 5216 nucleotides. It is a transcript of the gene gpcpd1, whose product is annotated as glycerophosphocholine phosphodiesterase 1. The transcript has 19 exons. NCBI's taxonomy places the organism in Eukaryota, Metazoa, Chordata, Actinopteri, Gobiiformes, Gobiidae. Gene Ontology annotation, molecular function: glycerophosphocholine phosphodiesterase activity; starch binding. Bases 369 to 2405 code for a protein of 678 amino acids. Gene Ontology annotation, biological process: glycerophospholipid catabolic process. The record is from RefSeq and is a predicted model, not a curated record.
ACAUUUUGUUUAUCUGGACACCGUGAUGAUCUUACCGCUCAAAGCAUCAACAGCCGCGAUUGUCCUUCAGUCUUCAGGUUUUUCUUUGCCCGUAGCGUUUUAAUGUAAUAUAUGAUAUAAUUACUUUUAUUUUAAGAGGUAUUUUAGCUAGUCGUGGCUAAUUUUGCUUUAUAAACGAAGGAGGAAGGCAUGGCUACCGGCGAAAUAUCCGAGCACAUUUUUUGCUUUCAGUCUGUCAGAUGCCUCUCUGCUGGAUAAUCGUUCAUGUUUUUUGCUGAAUUAAGUUAUCACUACUGCCAAAGGAAAACUACGGUGCCAUUUCCAAAAAGAUUGUGUCUGUUGCCAAUCCUUCAGUGUCUGUUUAAACCAUGGAGACUACUCAGGUCAAUUUGGUGGUGAGAGGAGAGACUUCCACAGGUGAGGUAAUUGCAGUUGUUGGAAGUUGUGAAGCCUUGGGCAACUGGAGCCAUCAAAAGGCUGUGACGCUGCACCCUUUAGAAGAUGAUGUUGGUACCUGGACUGGCACUGUUAAUGUACCAAAAGGAGCUGUUCUUAACUACAGAUACUUUAAAGGCUUCUUCUUGGAGUCUAAGAAUGCAGGUGGCCCAUGUCAAGUCAUAGUCAAUGUGUGGGAGACGCACCUCCACCCACGCACCAUGACCCCUACAGCUUCCCUUUUGAACAUUGAUGACGGCCAAUUUGGAAUUCACAAUGGAGUUUGUUGUGUGGACUCGGGUUGGCUCACGUGUCAGACUGAGAUCCGCCUUCGUCUGCACUAUUCCAAGACUCCUCCAGUUUCCAUCACCAAGAAGAAAUUCAAGAAGUCCAGAUUCAGGAUUAAGCUGACUCUGGAGGGCAUUGAGGAGGAGGAAGAUGAGGCAGAGGAGGAGCACAGCGCAGCGUCAUGGCACAAAAUGACCACCAUUUUGGGCAUUAGCAUGAUUAGUGCUGAAGGCUAUAAGUCUCGCCACUCUCAGCCUGAUUGUGGCUACGCCCUGGAGCCCUCCCGCUGGACAGAAUACAGCAUCCACACCAUGGACCCCGAUAAUCUGGAACUCACGUUUGAGUUUUUUGAGGAGGAUCUGAGUGAACAUGUGGUACAGGGAGAUGUGCACCCUGGAUAUGUGGGCACGGCCUGUCUCCUCUCCUCCUUAUUUCUGGAGAGUGGGAAAGACAUCGGGGUCGUGACCCUCCCCAUCAUGGGACGAAACUCCAGACAGACCAUUGGGAAGGUUAAAGUGGAUUUUUUGGUGAUCCGCCCGAUCCGUGGUCUUCAGUGUGACAUGAGCUCUUCGUUUGCAAAAUACUGGAAGAAGAGAAGCACUUUAGAUGUGGGGCACAGAGGAGCAGGCAGCACCCACUCAGACAAACAUCACAGAAUCAGGGAGAACACAAUUGCUUCAUUCAAAAGUGCUGCCAAGAAUGGAGCUGCUUAUGUAGAAUUUGAUGUUCACCUUUCUAAAGAUGCUGUCCCCGUAGUGUACCAUGAUCUGACCUGCUGCAUCGCAACUAAGAAGAAGAAAAACGACAAGACUCUGGAGCUUAUUGAGGUGCCAGUUAAAGAUUUGACUUUUGACCAACUUCAGCUUCUAAAGCUGGCUCAUGUUGCUGCCAUGAACGGAACUGACCACCGAGAACUGGAGGACGAAGAUGAAAUAGAUGAACACCAGCCCUUCCCUUCACUGUCACAGAUAUUUCAAGCCAUGCCUGAAAAUGUGGGAUUCAACAUUGAACUGAAAUGGAUCUGCCAAAUGAAGGAUGGGUCAUGGGACGCUAACCUCUUGACCUACUUUAACAUGAACACUUUUCUGGACAUCAUUUUGUCGUGCGUACUGCAGAGAGGAGGAAACAGACGUAUAGUGUUCUCUUCAUUUGACCCAGAUAUUUGCACCAUGGUUCGAAACAAACAAAACAAGUACCCGAUUCUGUUCCUGACUCAGGGCAUCUGUGAGCGCUACCCUGAACUCAUGGACAUACGCUGCCAGACCACGCAGAUCGCCAUUAGCUUUGCCCAGGGUGAGAACAUCCUGGGAAUCAGCGCUCACACAGAGGAGCUGCUGAAGCAUUUGAACUACAUCGAGGAGGCCCAGUCUAAAGGCCUGGUGGUUUUCAGUUGGGGAGAAGACAACAAUGACCACGAGAACAGGAGGAAACUCAGAGAAAAAGGCAUAGAUGGAAUCAUAUACGACAGAAUUGGUGAGGACCAAGUAGAGCAGCUGGGCUUCUUCCAGGUGGAGGCGCAGCAUUCUCUGGGGGAGGUGAUCACAGAGGAGACCCUGAAAAGCUCCACCUGCUCCUGUUACUCCAUCCCCUGCUCCUCCAUCCCCUGCUCCUCUGUGGACUUAUGCACCUCCAAGGCCAGGGCUGGAAGUGCUGAGUCCGAUUCUGGUCUCAGCUCCUCCUGAAGAACAAAAAACAAAAAAAUCAUUCACAAAUAUGGAAAUACUCUCUAAGAAUGUUGGAGAAUGGACUCUAAAGAUUUGGGCAAAAGCUGGUUCAUUUGUAAAACACAUCUUCACCUCACUUUUUCACAAAAUGUCUGCUAAGGAUGGACGGAAAUUAGCCUAAUUCUGAACCAGGACUGAACCAGGACUGAACCAGGACUGAACCAGGACUGAACCAGGAAAUCAGGGUAAAUUUGGUUAUCUAAACUAGGCAAAACCAGGUCCAAUAUACAGUAGGACUAAAACAGGUCUUUACUAAACUAGAUCUGAGCCAGGAGUAAACCUAAUCUAGAGACUAACCCAAAACUAAACUAGGACUAAGCCAGGUCUAAAAUAGGCCUUUAUCAGGUCUAUAUCAGGUCUAUAACAGGUCUAAACCUGAGACUAAAAUGGAGGCUAAAACUGAGGCUAAACUGAGAUCAAACCAGAUCUAUAACAGGUCUAAACCAGGUCUGCAACAGGUUUAAACCACCUCCAAGGCCAGGGCCAAAAGCGUAAAGUCCGAUUCUGGUCUCAGCUCCUCCUUUAAAAAAAAACAAAAAAAAAAAAACAUUCACAAAUAUGGAAAUACUGACUAAGAAUGUUGGAGAAUGAACUUAGACAAAAUAUGGGCAAAAGCUGGUUCAUUUGUAAAACUAUUUUCACUUCACUUUUUCACAAAAUGUCUGUGAAGGAUGGACCAAAAUGAGCCUAAUUCUGAACCAGGACUAAACCAGGUCUAAAGGCAACCAGGUUAAAUUUAGGUAUCUAAACAAAAUCAUGUCUUAUGUAGAAAUAAAACAGGUCUUUACUAAGAUGGAUCUGAGCCAGGAGUAAAGCUAUUCUACAAACUAAACUAGGACUAAACUACGACUUAACUGGGAUCAAACCAGGGCUAAACCAAGUCCAACCAUGGAAUAAACCAGGACUAAACCAGGUCUAAACCAACCCUAACCAAAGAUGUUUUUUAAAAAAGUGAACAUAUUAAAUUUAAUUAAAAUGGGAACUAACCCCUGACUGUCCCCAGAUGAAGUCCGUGUACUACUUUUUGAGAACCGCUGCUCUAGUCCAAUCAUUUUGAGCCAAGUAUCACAGGAUUUAGCUUCCACAAUGUCUUCUUUAUUUCAUUCAAAUGCUGAUUUUCUAAAGAGGCCUGGGAAAAGCAUCAAUGAUUGUGGAAUACCAACAGACUGGUGCUUUUUGGUAUAUAUUUAUUUAGCCAUUUUUCUGCAUUUAUUGCUAGUUAAAGUGCUAAAAUUCUUCCUUGUGUAGAUUGUAACCAGAUUGUAAAUUUAAAAGGACUCAUUUAGUGCAUUUAGUGUAGCUUUAUACCAAAUUGAAUAUGGAUACACAGUUGACCAUGGUUGAGGUAUUUGCCAUAUUGAAAGGUAUUGUUAUAGAAGGAUCUCUAUUCUCUUUGCAGAAUGAGGAACAAUGGAGUGUUUUAAAGAUGCACUGUGUAACUUUUCCGGUAGAGGAUCUGCUGUAUUUUGCUUGCCGCUAUGGAGAUGUUGCUUUGUCACUGGAAUGUUCCGCAGUAUGGCCUUAACCACCUCCAAGGAGAUAUUUAAGUUUAAGUGGUGCUACCAAGCCAGGUCAACGUUCUUAAUGUAUUUUUGAGCAAUUUUAACUCCUAAUAGUUUAAAGUCAUACUAAGGAACAUUUUAGGCAGCAGACAAAGCAAUAAAACACUCCAGAAAAAUUACAUAAUGCACUUUUAAGAUAACCUUGCUAUUCCUUGCUAUUUUGCUUUGCUUUCUCUAUGUGCUACUUACUUCACUUGAACUACCUUUAACUUAAAUGAAUGCAGAUUUUUUUAAUGUUAUUUAUUCAUUAGCCGUGGGCCUUAGAGGGGAAUGUUUGUACAUUGGCUGUAUUCUGUUCUGUAUCUCACUUUAUAACUUAAACUCAUAAAUGCAUCAAAGUGUUGCGUUCAGAUUGACAAAUGUUGUUUUGUUUUACUGUUUUAUGAGCUUGCAAAGUUCAAACCACCUAUAGCAGAAGUAUUAACACAAAAUUUAGAUGAGAAUAUUUACAAUUUGACAUUUUUAAACUGCAAAUUCGAAAAAGAUAUGUUCUUAAUUUGAAAAUGACAGAUCCCCUUUUAUUGAAGGCACUAAAGGUCCUAUAUUACACAAAAUUGAUUCUUGUGAGUUUUAAGCCAUGUUAUAAUGUUGUUACCUUCGCAAAAGCAUAUACAGAGUUGUCUUUAUCAUACACACAUGUUUAAGUAACCUUUUAUUAUUGGUCUGUCUACAUCUCCAAAGCUCAAAAUGCUCCGUUGCACAAUGUCAUGUCAUGAAGCUGUAGUUUUCAAGUUCAAAUUCCAGGGCUGAAAUCAUCCAAAUGAUUCUAGUGAAUGUGUUUGGACUUUAAAAACACAGUGGAGCACUUUCUGGUAUAUUUAUUUAACAUGGAAACAAGAAACAACAUUAUAACAGAACAGAAGAUGGCGUAAUAUGGGCCCUUUAAGAAAUUACAUGAACGCAACUUUUUUUUUUUUUUGCUUCCACCUUGCAGUUAUUUUCAUUGCAUGUGUUAGUUCUAGGUAAAAUGUCAGGGGAAUUACACUUGAAUUACUGCAUCUUUUUGUAUAGAAUAAAUGUACAGCAAUGCAAACUAAUGUAAAUACUAUCUGCAUUAUGUCAUUAUCGCACAAAUCCAGCUAUAAGAAUGGACUGCAUGACUUUUGCAUGCCCUGUAUAGUUGUAAAUAAUGAUGGGAAGAUGGACAAUUAUGGAAACAUGUACUGCCAUUACUAUCUAAAAUAAAUUAAAAUGUAAAUUCUUGAAA